CAAAGCGGAGCGGAGCGGACCCUUUCCCUUCCCCUUCUUCUUCAACAAGAAAACUCGCCCACCAAAUUAUUAUUACCUUUUCUCUUUGUCCCUCUUUCCUCUUUGUUGAAGACAGAAGAACAUCGGAGGAAGACCUAGGCAGCACUUCGUAUUUUCCAGUUAAUUUAAAGCAAUGGGAGACAGUCAGUACUCUUUCUCUCUCACCACUUUCAGCCCUUCUGGGAAGCUUGUUCAGAUUGAACAUGCCUUAACAGCCGUUGCAUCUGGCCAAACAUCUUUGGGGAUUAAAGCUGCUAAUGGGGUGGUUAUUGCGACAGAGAAGAAACUACCAUCUAUCUUGGUUGAUGAAACAUCUGUGCAAAAGAUUCAGAUUUUGACCCCAAAUAUUGGCGUUGUGUACAGCGGCAUGGGCCCUGAUUUCCGUGUUUUGGUUCGAAAAAGUAGGAAGCAGGCUGAACAGUAUCAUCGACUGUAUAAAGAGCCAAUCCCUGUUACGCAACUUGUAAGGGAGACUGCCGCUGUUAUGCAGGAAUUCACUCAGUCUGGUGGUGUAAGGCCUUUUGGUGUUUCACUCCUGGUUGCUGGGUUUGAUGACAAGGGUCCACAACUGUAUCAGGUGGAUCCAUCAGGUUCAUACUUCUCCUGGAAAGCUUCAGCCAUGGGAAAGAAUGUGUCUAACGCAAAAACAUUUCUUGAAAAGAGGUACACAGAUGAUAUGGAACUGGACGAUGCUGUGCACACUGCUAUUUUGACACUGAAGGAAGGAUUUGAAGGACAAAUAUCUGGCAAAAAUAUUGAGAUUGGCAUAAUUGGUACGGACCGAAAAUUCAGAGUACUGACACCAGCGGAAAUCAAGGAUUUCCUGGAUGAAGUUGAGUAGUUUGUCUUUUAGCGAAGGGAUUGGGAAAACUAAAACUUACCGGAUUCAGUUUGCCCUGAUUUCAUUUCUUAUAAAAUGCUCUGUAUCAUGAAAGCCUACUGAUGUUCCUUUUCUGAUAUCAAGACUGUUUUAGAUGGCCUAUGCCUCUGCAUCUCCUCUUUCAGUCUUAAAACGAAGUUGAGUAGAUUGGGUACUUUUGCCAGAUUGGCUCUUUUACUUUUAAAUUAAAGCUUGGGAGUAUGUAUGGUACAGUGAUGGCCAUUCUGGCUGCCACAUUUUGGUCGCAGCAUGUUUCUAUCUGCAGUGUUAUGCUGUGAUUUUGUGAUGAGCAGUGAUUCCGUAACAAUGAGAUUGAGAGGCAACAGCAUUCUUUUGAUAGCAUUCAUAAUCUUUUUAACAAAACAGAGCUUAGACUGCUUUUUG
Molecule: messenger RNA, 1303 nt
Organism: Ilex paraguariensis (yerba mate)
Lineage: Eukaryota; Viridiplantae; Streptophyta; Magnoliopsida; Aquifoliales; Aquifoliaceae
Source: the annotation of a GenBank genome assembly